Molecule: messenger RNA, 2326 nt
Organism: Clupea harengus (Atlantic herring)
Lineage: Eukaryota; Metazoa; Chordata; Actinopteri; Clupeiformes; Clupeidae
Gene: gas1a
Product: growth arrest specific 1a
Biological process (GO): regulation of cell cycle
Source: RefSeq, a predicted model, not a curated record
GUGGAUAAAGACAAAUGAGAGAGUGAAAAAGGGGCCAGUAUGCGAACCAGAGCGUUGCUAUUUUUCUACACUAUUUGUUUGCCUCUCAUCCAUACUUAAUGACGGAUAAUUAGCGUAUACCCGCGAACGUAAGGUUGGUUCUUUAUAAUCAAAGAGAGAGCAUCGGGAUUUGUUAGUAAGCGUGACUUACAUCAGAGUGUGCACGGUCCCGUACUUGUGGAGGACUGAGGAGGACAGCACUUGGGCUGUUUGCCUAGAAGCGCUGACUGCCGAGCCAGGACUAUUGAAGACCAUGAGACGCCUUUCUAACCGAGGCCACAUUACCGUGGUUUGGUGAAGUAAAGAUUCUGUUUUAUUUUUCUCUCUUGGCACUUCUUUUUCGUGUUUGACUCAUUGUGGACCAUUACCGGAAUUUAAAAACACGUUCUAGAAGCGCAACGGAGGACUUUCUGUCUGAGUUCACCAGCAGAAAAAAAAAUCGACAAAUUCAAUAACUACAGCAAAACUAUGUAUCAAGGGAGGCUUUGAUUGAAAUGGAGACAAUGGAUAUAUAACACACGCAUGUGUCAUACGGGCUCAACGGUUAGCGCAACUCUGCAGCCGUCGCAAUGGCAACUUUUGCCGGUUUAGCACAGAGCGCCUACAAACAUCUAUGGCCCUUCGGCUGCAUAGUUAUGUUUUUCAGCUAUUUAUGUAUAGCCUCCCCUGCUCACGGCCGCCGAUUAAUAUGCUGGCAAGCUAUUUUGAACUGUCAAAAUGAAGCAGACUGUUUGUAUGCGUAUGAACAGUAUAUAUACGCAUGUGAACCUAUAUUGACCGGGCAGAGGAGGAAGUGUCCAAGUCACUGCAUCUCCUCCUUAGUGCAACUCAAUCUUACCAGAAACGGGCCAGCCCUGGAGGACUGUAGCUGUGACACAGAUGAAAGAUGCAAGAAGACCAAACGCGCUAUCGAGCCUUGCCUGCCUAAAACCAGCAACAUGGGGUGCACAGAAGCACGGCGCCAAUGCGAGAGAGACACCCAAUGCCGAAGCGCCAUGGGUGAUUAUUUAAUCCACUGUGGUAAACUUUUCAGUGGAGCAAUCUGUACGAACGCUUGUCGAAAUGUGAUUGCUCAAAUGCGAAAGAUACCCAAGGCUCAAAGCUUGGAUACCUGCGUGUGCGAUGGAACCGAAAGGACUAUAUGUGAGUUCAUUAAAGUUAAUAUGAAAAACCUUUGCUUCGACUCACCACCUUUGGAUGACGAGGGUGGUAGUGGAGACCACGACGACGACGACGAAGAUGUUAUUGACGAAGACCUCAUCAGGAUUCCUGAAGUAGACACUGGUUGCUCACUGAGUGCGCAGAGUGUUUUGACUCUGGUGGCAUCCAUCUUGGUUCUUCUGCCGUUUCUCUGAUGCACAAGUGAAUUACUUGCUCAGACUGUUGUUGUCUGGAGGGGAUGUGUCUUGUCUUCAAAUAUACAACUGUCUAAUGCGUUCGGUUCCAAAGAGUAGACUGCGUAGUCAGCUUUCUAAGACUGGUUGCUCAAAUAUAAGUUUAUGCGGUGGGGUUAACUUCCAACACGCUGUGAUUGUCUAUGCAAGUGUAACUGUUUUGGCCCAGGGAAAACAUGCCUUGUCAGUAUGUCACAGUAUUUAUUUGAACGCAAAUGGUCUGAUAUCACAAUAACGACGUGGCUACCAAAUACUUAAGCUUGGUCUAACACUACUGCCUUAAAGUAUACUAGAGGUUUGUGUCAUCUACGUGUUUGUGUCCUAAGAGAAAGCGUGUAGCUUGCAUUUGUCACAUUGAACACAAAUGUUGCCUUGGACAAGUGUGUGCAGAAAUUAUUUUAUUUUGAUUGGCUACAUAGAGAUUUAUCAAUGCAAGUUUUAAUCAUAAGGCUGUGCACUGCCAAUAUGGGACUAGUGUUUUAAAAAGAAUAUGUAUUUUUAUAUAAAGUUGGCGUUGAUUUUUAAGUGGCCAAGUGGCAUCUCUUUAGUCUAUUAAAUGCUGGAAUGAAUUACAGAUAGAUUAAAAAAUCCAUUUAAGGUACAAUAAAGUCAUCUAUAAAUAUAUGUUGUAAAAAGAAAUCACUGCACACAUAGUGUACCAAACAGUGAAAGAAAAAAGAAAAAAAGUAUUCCGGUUGUAAAGGGAAAGUAGGUAUUGGUGUAUUAUUUUCCUUAAAAAUACUGUACAGUGUAUUAUAUAGAUUUUCAGAGAAUCUUUUAAUUAUGUUAUCAAAGAUGAAUUAUUCACUGUGUAGAAAUGUCUAAAUCCACUGUAUGACUGCCUCAAUGAUGUACUUUUAUAGAAGGCAUAAAAGAGAAAUGACAGAAAUCUA